Xylona heveae TC161 is the source of this 1066-nucleotide messenger RNA. Its product is annotated as ribosome recycling factor. Gene Ontology annotation, molecular function: ribosomal large subunit binding. Gene Ontology annotation, cellular component: mitochondrion. The record is from RefSeq and is a predicted model, not a curated record. The transcript has 3 exons. Bases 12 to 878 code for a protein of 288 amino acids. Gene Ontology annotation, biological process: translation. NCBI's taxonomy places the organism in Eukaryota, Fungi, Ascomycota, Xylonomycetes, Xylonales, Xylonaceae.
CACUUUUCAUAAUGUUGGCGACUAAGACGGUUCAAACUGGCCUUCGGCGAGGCACCUCCUCGAAAUUGGCGGCUUCCCUCUGUUCUGCACCCCCUCGAUGCCCCAAUGCCGCUAGACCCCAAUGCCACAUCUCUAUCAGGUCAAGGCCUGGACUCCAACAUCAGAUCUUGAGCCGUCCGCUCUCCACAACAUGUCCUCUCUAUAAGAAGAAAGACAAAGCCGCGGCCAGCGGGAAAGGCGGAAAGUCAUCCAAGGGCGGCAAUGACCACGGCAGCGAAGCCAGCGCAGACGCGGGCUCUGGUGCAGCGGCAGACCCUCACGACAUGAGUUCUCUCGAGGAAGCCCUCGGGAAGGCUCUGGAGAGACUCAAGUCGGAUCUGUCCAAGCUUCGCACCGGAGGACGGUUCGAUCCCGCCGUGAUCGAGGCGCUUCCUGUGCACGUGGACAAGAAGUCCGGCGAGACGCAUCGUCUCGGUGACCUUGCGCAGGUCGUUGGCCGCCCGAGAGCCCUGGGCGUCCAAAUCUGGGAAAAAGACCACAUCAAAGCGGUUGUUUCUGCGAUCCAAAGCUCCAAGUAUUCCCUGAACCCGGUCGUCGAUAAGGAUAAUAGCAGCAAAUACACGGUGCCCAUUCCGCCGCUGACAAAGGAGACGCGCAUGGAGAUAUUGAAGACGGCCCAGGCGGCCAGCGAGCAUACGAAUACUGCGGUCAAGAAUGCUCGCCAGGCACAGCAGAAGAAGCUGCGUGCACUGCAGAAGACGGCGAGACCUGAUGAUCUGCGCAAGGCGGGAGACAAGAUGGAGAAGGUUGCAGCGAAUGCAACGGCGGAGGUGAAGAAGAUUUUCGAGGCGGCGAAGAAGGUCAUUACUGAGCAAUGAGGCGUUCCUUUUGUGUGUGGCUCACAUAGAAAAAAUGGUUCACAUUUUCACAUUUUCAAGGCGCAGCAGUUUGCUGUGUUGUAUUGUAUAGUAUAUGAUAUUGUACGUUUGGGUUUGAUUCUAGAAAAAAGACCAGAGAGAUUUUUCUGGAGAUGCAUAAGAAAGAUACAAUGUUUUUGAUAAAGCAU